AGGAUGUGGCUAUAACAACAGACUCAUGUUGGCAAUAUCUGUAACUGUAGUAGUGACGAUUUUGGUUACAAUUCUCUGUCUCAUUGAGGGUCUUACCUAGCCGUAUGGCCUGCUGCCGCUGCCAAUUUAAAAAUACUAUUGAGGUUGUCUGUAAGACAGUCAAGCUGCGUUGUGACAGUGAAUGCCUGACAGACGUCACACGUUGUGAUGAAGAAACAUCUCUAGGGAUUGCAGAAGGAUCGCUGAUGAAGGUGUUACAAGCGCGGAAGAAGAACAGCAGCCCCGAGCUGACUAUUGAGUCAGAGAGGGCGUCCUCAGAUAAAAGUGCUGUCAGCUUGUCAGGCGUCAUGAAUGAGCAGCUGGACCUCCAUAAUAAAAGCGAUAUUAUCGGGGCACGAAAUUACAUACUGCCUUACAUCUCAGAGGGGAAUCUAGGAGAUGUGGAAUCAGCGUUAUUACCGUUCCUUCAACUUCUUUUUUCAAAUACACAAGAUGGAGAUAUGCCGCUGGGCCUUUUGAAAAACAAUACAAGGGGCCCUUCUGUUAAACGUGUACGCAACAAUUCAACUAAUAAAAAUAAAUUGAGGAAACUCCAUUUUCUGGGAAAUUUGUUAGAUGCAGAAACUCAAGAAAAAAUGGAUGAGGUGAAAAAGGAAGAAAAACCUGCCACGCGUACACGUUCCAACCUUUUAAGUGCCAUGUAUAAACGCUACAUCUUUCAAAAGAAGUUGGAAACUGCCCAACCACAGAAAGACAGCCUAGCAAAGACUAAGAGUACAGAGGAAAAGCUGCUGAGAGUGAACAGGGUCCUCAAGGGCCCGAGGGGCCUACAGAAAAUGCACCUCAAAGCAGUGGGAGAUGAGAGCGUCAGGAGGAAACAGAAUGCCCAGCCAUCUGUGGCGAGCACUGCCGAAGAAAGAAGGCUCAGGAGGCCAUCCCCAAGAAAGCUGAAACAGCUACUCAUGGUGCAGAGGCCCAGGAAGCUGGUGGGAAAGUCCUCCAAUGCGGAGUCUUCAUUCAUAAAGGAACACAAGGCAGCAGGUUCCUCUACCCUGAAACAGUACUUCAAGGGCAGGCCUUCUGCCUCCGUCCCUCCAAAAUCCCCACCUGAGGUUAAAAGCAAAUCAAAAGACUUAUCCAACACUAUACUUGUUUUAGAAGAUGCAAAGGCUAGAGUUAGAAAUAUUAAGGAUUUUGAACUAAUCUCACAUUCUGGGAAAAAAUACAUCUUCCAUAAAAUUAGGACUCAUCGGGUCCACAGAAAACCCAAAGUCAAAAGGAGUCGAAAGUUCAGAAAGAAAAGUUCACCCAAUAGAAUGAUGCUUGCAAGCCCUCCGUUCUCUGUAGGGAGGAGUCUCAUAAAUUCCCCUCCGCGAGAGGCUGUUUCAUCUUCAGGAGAAGUGACUUCUCAGGAAAAUCCUUUUCCAGAAUUAUUUUCUCUUUCAGACCCUUCUACAGAAAACACUACUUCAGAAAACAAUACUGCACAAAAUGUUUCUGAAGAAAUUAUUUCUACAGGAAACUCUAGGCUGCCAGGAGGAACCGGCCCUGGAAACACUACCCAUAGGAACGUCUCCACUGCACAUUCUACUGUUGCUGCAGACAACAGUAUGCCAAGUGUUCGACACACCAGCGAAACACAAUGGGAGUAGCACAACACGGGCACUGAAUUAUCCUCUAAGCCCACAGGCUUCACUUUCCCAGGGCUCACGUUCCCGGGUGAUCAAGUUGAAACUCAGCUAAAGCAGCAACUACGGUCCCUCAUCCCCAACAAGGACAUGCGAAGGCUCAUUUCUCAUGUUACCCAGGCUUUGAAAAUAGACUGCUCGGAGACCCACGUGCAGCUGGCCUGUGCCAACCUCAUCUCUAGAACAGGCCUCCUGAUGAAGCUUCUCAGCAAGCAGCAGGAAGUAAAGGUGUCCAAAGCGGAAUGGGAUACGGGCCAGUGGAAAAGUGACAACUCUAUCAGUGAGAGCACAGAAGCCCAGAGUGAGCAGAAAGAGCAGGAGUCAGGUGAGCUCACAAAAGAAGUUCCAGGAUAUGGCUGUAACAACAAACUCAUCUUGGCAAUAUCUGUAACUGUAGUAGUGACGAUUUUGGUUACAACUCUCUGUCUCAUUGAGUGCGUUGGGUCUUCAUUGCGGUGCGCGGGCUUCUCAUUGCGGUGGCUUCUCUUGUGGUGGAGUCCGGGCUCUAGGCGCGCGGGCUCAGGAGUUGUGGCGCACGGACUUAGUUGCUCCGCAGCAUGUGGGACCUUCCCAGACCAAGGAUCGAACCCGUGUCCCCUGCACUGGCAGGUGGAUUCUCAACCAUUGUGCCCCCAGGGAAGUCCCCACAGGAUUUUUAAAGGAACUCCACUGCCAGGAGAUCUCUAUGGAAUUGGAUCCAUGAUAACAAGCCAUUGGACUAUUUUGACAAGUUAAGUUUAUAAGAAGGCCAGAGUUGACAUGAUAGUAAAAUUUCUUCAACUCAAAAAACUAUGCUGAUUUGAUGUACUCACCUGUCACUCUCAGUCUACUGUUGAUUUCUUUCCUUGUUGGCUGAAGUGAUGAGAGGUAUACGAUCUCCAUACUCACGGAGCUAUCAGUCACCCUGGGAGGGCUAAAAGGACAUGCCUAAAAGAUAAAAGUAUGAUCUCGUCAAUUCCUUAGGUUUACUUAGCAGCUUUCUUCUCCAGUGUAUUAGGAAUUGUGUAGAUAGGUUCCAUUAAAACACUGCAAGUAAAAUCCUGCCGCAGGCUACCCUAAAGUAUGUCAUAUUUAUAGUAGCCUAUUCCUGCAGCUAGCCUGUUUACCUUUUGGUCAGUUACCUAAUGGUUUGUUACUUUUCCCAACAGGCAGUUGCUAACAUUAAAAGAGUGAUUUUAAUAAGCUGGCAAUCUUGAUUCUACCCUACCAGUCCAACCUACUUUAUUUACCUUUUCUCUUGUUAUGGCAGCCCUCCAUUGCAGCCAAAGCAGCUCCUCACUAUACGCUAGUUACACCACACCCGUUCCUACUUUUGUCUGUGCCUUUGCCCAUCUAAAUUUCCUUGAUUUUGCUUUGCCUGUGGAAGUCCUAUGAACCUCUCAAAAGCCAACUCAAGUUCAGAUAUCUUUCUUCAUAAAGCCUUCCCUGAAUACUCCAGCCCUCCUGAUCCUAGUCCUGUGAGGUUUGUCACCAUUUCUUAGGGGCCAUAGCAAAGCAGUCGCCUCCCCUCAGAACUCACAAAAGUGGUAAGCAGUUUUUAAAAAGGCAGCCCCCCAAGAGAGAAACACCAAGGUUAGCACAUCAUGGAACUGAGCAGAGACGUGUAAGGACCAAUGGCUUCCUGGCCUAUCAGACUUGAAUAAAACCUGACAUGAUGUACUAACUUCUAAAGAGAAAUGUGUCUGUCUUCAGGAGGGUUGGUCAGUAGUGAAAGCAUAGAAAAGGUGAGGAGAGACCAACAUGGGCAGUGCCCAUCCUCACAUUGCCCGAGAGUAGAGAUGGCACCUUAGGCAGCAGAACUGAAGAGUCAGGCCCACUAGCCAGGCUGUGCCUGUUGAGGAGAUGGAUGGAUCCAGCUGCCUCAGGCCUUCCCAUUAAAUUCUGGAUUCAGCUGAUUCCUUUUCUAAUUCUGUUCUCACCAAGUAGCCUUCGAUUGUGUGAUUGUGCUUUAGUGUGCCACGGAGGCCUGUCUCCACAGAAGGUAAUUCUCUGAUUGUGUAGACACGGAUGCCCUGUGUGUAGAACAGAUGUAUUUCUCAUUGUCAAGUAAUAAUUUGGCAUUCUGAUUUUUGAUCAAUCCUGUGCUAUUGAUAAAGUGAGACUGCCACAGCAGGAAGACGUGAGUUCUCUCUUGGUGAGGAAGAGUAUGAUUUCUGAGCCUAGGAGGCUGGGGACUAGCAUGGGGUCAGCUUGCUAGUCAUUGGCCAUUGCCCAGACUGUACCCACUACAUCUCCAGGUGGCAUAUGGCCUUUUGCUUUUUUAGAAUUUCUGUAAAGUCCCCUUUUUAUUGUUUCGAACUUCUAUGGAGUUUAACCUUGAAUUUGUUUUGUUUUGUUUUGGCCUGCGGGAUCUUAGUUCGCCAAGUAGGGAUUGCACCUGUACCCUCGGCAGUGAAAGCGAGGAGUCCUAACCAUUAUUUCCUCUCCCCACUUAUAUGAUAAGCUCUUUGAGGACAGGGGCCAUGCAGUGUUCUUCCUAUGGUAGACACUAAUGGUGUUCAACGGAAGAGAGAUGAGGCGUUAUGUCCAUUCCACAGUGAGGAAUCAUGCAACCGAAUAUUUAUUUGAAGUAGCAUCGAGUCCAGCAAUAGACCAUGUGUUCUUAAGACUUUUGAAAUGUCAUGUUUUAAUAUUCCAGUCAGUGGGAGAAAAUGAAUAAAUGGUGAUAGAAUAGCUGCCUAACUAUUUGGGGGGUAAAGAACAGCAGAUCCCCAUUUUUCAUCUUAAAUAAACAUAUUUCCAUAAAUGUGAAAAAAGACCACAUAAAGGUAUUAGAAGAAAAUAAAAGCAAUAUUUUUAUAAUCUUAUUGUGGGGAAGAGCCUUCAGAGCCUGAUGCCACAAGCAGAGCCUUUGAUAUAUUCCACCAUCUUGUCUGUGACACCAGCCUAGCACUGAUUCAUGCCAAGCGUAAGAUGAAGAGUUAUCCAUAUAUUGUCUGAUUUAAUGCCCACAGUCCUGUGAGGUUGAUAUUACUAUCCCUCCUUCAUAGAUGAAGGAGAUCAAUGUAAGGCCCCAGUGGCCAAACCAAAAGCAGAAGCCAGUUUCACCCGACUGCAAAGCUUGUGCUCCCUACUCCACUCUUUUGUCUUGUCUCCUUAGAGACAAAAACACUGGAAAGAUUCGAAACACUGGAAUUCAAUGAAAGCCAGUAUUUCUUUACUAUAAAGAGUUUUUUGUUUGUUUGUUUGUUUGCGGGUGGCGGGGUUUGGCCAUGCUGUGCAGCUUGCGGGAUCUUAGUUCCCUGACCAGGGAUUGAAACUCAGGCCACAGCAGUGAAAGCGCCAAGCCCUAACCACUGGACCACCAGGGAACUCCCAAGAGUUUUAUAAGUCAACAAGAAGAAGACAAACAGUCCAGGGAAAAAGGGGGCAAGGGCUGUUGAGAGUAGCAGGUGUGUUGACAGUCUGCCACCAUAUCUGCCCGUCCUCUCCUCAUGGCUCAUGUGGGGUGGAUUUUGUUAGCCAGGCCUUUGUCACCUCAUGACGUACAAAUAAUCUCUAAUAUUUUCUUCAAGUACUUUUAUAAUCUGUCUAGAAUUUGUUGUAUUUGUUUUUUAGUGUGGUUGAGGUAGGGGUUCUAACUUUUCCCCCCUACAUGGAGAUCUAAUUGUUUUCAAAUCUUUCACUGAAUGGUUUAUUCUUUCUUCUCUGGUCUAAUAUACUAUCUUCAUCUGGACUCUAUUCUGUGAUCCAGUUAUCUUGUCCUGUACCAGUACCAAUAUCACACUGCUUAAUUCCAGUUGCUCUAUAACAUAUUUUAUAUCUGGUAGGGCAAGUUCCUACUCUUUGACCUUCUUUUUCAUACAUUUCAUAACUAUUCUUACAUAUAUUCUCUACCAAAUGUCAGCUGGCCAGGUUUUAUUUAAAAAUUAUUUUGGAUAUAAAUGGAUUGCAUUGAAUUUGUAGGUUAACUUGAGGAGAAAUGACCUCUUUACAACAUUCUAGGAGGCUGGUAUCUCAUGCCAUGUAAGUACUUCUUCUUAAUGUCCUUCAGAAAAGUUUUAAUAUUUUCAUCACAGAGGUCUUACAAAUUUUUGGUUAAGUUUAUUGCUAGGUACUUUAUGCAUUUUUAUUGAUAUAGUAAAUGGGAUGUUUCUUCUGUUUUUUAGUGAGUUAUUUGUGUU
Molecule: messenger RNA, 5812 nt
Organism: Eubalaena glacialis (North Atlantic right whale)
Lineage: Eukaryota; Metazoa; Chordata; Mammalia; Artiodactyla; Balaenidae
Product: leucine-rich repeat-containing protein 37A3-like
Exons: 5
Source: RefSeq, a predicted model, not a curated record